AUGCCCGCGCGCACCUCGGCGCACACGCCGACCUCCCUCACCAGGCGGCCAUCCAGCACGCACGCGCGUCCUGCGCCGCACCGCGCCCCUCCCAGCUCAGCGCCGCUCGCCCCCCGCCGCGCGUCACCCGCGCCCUUCCGCUCCCCCCACGCCCCCGCACCCCUUUCCCGCACCCAAACGAUGGCCGAAGCGAGCGGCGACACCGCCGCGCCGGCGCAGCUGCUCUCGCACCGCAUCGAUUCGUACAGCGCCGUGCACAUCCACGCCGACGACCUCCCGGACGCGCCCGAGGAGUUCGCGACGCGCCUGGACGCCUCCCUCGCCGCCUGGCGCGAGGCCGGCUGCCGGGGCAUCUGGCUGUCGCUCCCGACCGCGCGCGCCGCGCUGGCGGGCCCCGCUGCGGCGCGUGGCUUCGACUUCCACUUCGCGGAGCCGGGGCGGCUCGUGAUGUCGACGUGGCUGCCGGAGGGCGACUCGCGGCUCCCGCGCGGGCCGUCGUCGCACGUCGGCAUCGGGGCGUGCGUGUGCGACCGCAAGGGGCGCGUCCUGGUUGUCAAGGAGAAGCGGUGGAAGGACAUGGAGUGGAAGCUGGUGACGGGGCGCGUGGACCCCGGCGAGGACGUGACCGCGGGCGCGGAGCGCGAGGUGCUCGAGGAGACGGGCGUCGUCGCGCGCUCGACGUGCCUCCUGUACAUGCGCCAGGGCCACGGGCUCCUCCUGGGCGCCUCGGAGUGCUACUUCAUGGUGGGGCUUGUUGUCGAGGACGCGGCGUCGCAGGCGCUGCGGUCGCAGGAGGAGGAGAUCCACGACUGCACGUGGGUGGACGCGGAGGAGUGGGCGGCGCGCCCGGGGCGGCGCCACCGGCCGAUCGUGGCGCACAUGAGCGAUUGCGUGGUGGCGUUCGCGCGCGCCGUCCGGGAGGGCCGCGAGGCGGGGGUCGGGCUCGCGACGACGGGGCUGCUCGCGGUGAGCAAGCCCGGGGACGAGCUCGUCGCGCACCUGCCGGACGUGCCGAAGCCCGACGUGGACGGCCCCGUGGCUGACAAGUGGGUGUGA
Molecule: messenger RNA, 1056 nt
Organism: Pedinophyceae sp. YPF-701
Lineage: Eukaryota; Viridiplantae; Chlorophyta; Pedinophyceae
Source: the annotation of a GenBank genome assembly